UGCGCGCGCGCACGUGUGUAGCGCGCACACGUUGCGGGCAGAACCCUUUUGCAGGCUGGCCUUGUCAUACAUCGUUGACGACACAUUUUCACAUUAUAAGAUUUAGAGUCAAAGGCAGAUAAGACGGAACCGGCAGUUCGGCCACUGCACGCACCGGCAACACAGAACCGGGCUGGAGCGCAAGGAAAAGCCGGGGAAGCCGAAACAUGAUGAUGUGAACACCAAUAACCUUGUCCUUUCGCCACAUCGUGAGUGGAAAAAGGGCUUGUAAGUGCAUGCAGCCAUGGGGAAAGACUACUACAAGAUUCUGGGCAUCCCCAAGGGCUCCAACGAGGAGGAGAUCAAGAAGGCCUAUCGGCGCAUGGCCCUGCGCUUCCACCCUGACAAGAACACAGAGGCCGAUGCCGAGGAGAAAUUCAAAGAGAUCGCCGAGGCCUACGAGGUGCUCAGCGAUCCCAAGAAGAAGCUCGUCUAUGACCAGCUAGGGGAGGAAGGUUUCAAGACGGGAGGCAGCAGUUCCUCCGGUGCCCCUGGUACCACAACGCACCACUACACCUUCCAUGGAGACCCCCACGCCACCUUUGCUUCCUUCUUCGGCGGCUCCAAUCCCUUCGAUGUGUUUUUCAGCGUGAAUCGCAGCCACGCCCGUCCCAACGGUUUCUCCUACAACGACCACGGCAACGACGCAGAGCAGGACGCAGAGCUAGAGGAAGAUGACCACUUUGUUCACUUUGGGAGGCCCUUCGGCUUUGCGGGAGGGAUGAAAAACGGCUUCCCGGCAGAGGUCCGCAGAAGAAGGGGCGCGCCUUCAGAGAGCCUGAAGGGAGCUCGAAAGCAGCAGGACCCCCUGGUUGUCCACGAGCUUAAGGUCUCACUGGAGGAGAUCUUCCACGGCUGCACCAAGCACAUGAAGAUCACACGUCGCAGGCUGAACCCAGAUGGGAGGAGCUUGAGGACGGAGGACAAGAUUCUCAACAUUGUGAUUAAGAAGGGCUGGAAGGAGGGCACCAAGAUCACCUUCCCUAAGGAGGGCGACCAGACCCCUGAAAAUAUUCCUGCUGACAUUGCCUUCGUGCUCAAAGACAAGGGCCAUGCCCACUUCAAGAGAGACGGUUCCAAUAUCAUUUACAACUGCAAGAUCAGUCUCAAAGAGGCAUUGUGCGGCUGCACUGUCAGCAUCCCCACGGUGGAGAAGCGCCUCAUCUCCCUGCCCUGCCAUGACAUCAUCAAACCCGGGACCGUGAAGCGACUCCGAGGGGAGGGCCUGCCGUUCCCUAAGAACCCCUCACAACGCGGUGACCUCAUUGUGGCGUUUUCAGUACGUUUUCCCGACAGGAUCCCGCCGCAGUCCAAAGAGAUCAUCAGACUUCACCUUCCUCCGUCGUAAGAAGAAUUCCACACCAUGAUGGAUUGUGGAGCCUCUCUUAUGAAACCUCCAUGUUGCUCCACGCAGCAUUUUGAGACUGCAUAACAUGGAAUUACACGCUCACUUGACACUAUUCAGUUCAAUAUAUUCAAAUAGCUAGCAGUUAAGACACAGGUCGGUUUUAUUUAGUUUUUACCUCAAUAUCUUCUUAACUCUUUUCAAAACUAUCUAUGGUUUUCUAUGUGCCAUUUGUGUGCUCCUCGUCUAGUUCGACGACUUACAACAGCAUCUUCUUAAUUUUUCAUCUAGCGUACCAGCAGCUCAGCCUUUCUUUCAAUCUACUGAAGCAUUGCCUUUUUACAACUGCUCCAGAUAUCAUCUGUCUCCCUCACCAUCAAUUGUCUUAGGCUCUGUUUCGCAAAACAAUCAACUGUCAUUGGAAUAAUAACAUGGACUGACAAUCAUCUGAAACAGCAGUCUAAGCUCAAAACCUGCACAGAAAAUCGGUGCUUUCCAUUUGAACCAUACAACCAGGCUCACUAUUUAUGUGCCUUAGCCAAGUGUUGUAUCUCACACACAAUGUAACACCCAACCAGCCGUGUAAGAUGACAAACAUUCUUAAAAGCGGUCUACCUAUUGUGUUGUAUUAUACGCAACAAUAGUUGAAAUCCUCAUGAGGACUCAUUCAUCUUGUUAAGUGCAAUUCAGCAUAAGUUGGACAUCCCAGAGGAAUUAGAGUACGAUUGAAUGAGGAAUAAAAAAUAGUGUACUUGUGCUUCUCCUGGGGAUAUUUUAAUGUUUAGUUUUGCUUUCUCAUUUCAUUGGAAGGCCAUGUCUUGGUGCUACAAUGAGCAGUGUCAACACCGUGGUGUCUAUUUUUUUUGUUUGAUAGAUUAUGUAUUGUAUUUAAAAUUUGCUUGUACCACUUGUAUCAUUUAUACAUGGAACCUUGCACUUUUUUAGUUAAACUGUUUGUAUGUAUAGUAGUGCAUCAGCUUUGACAUCUUACACAUGUCGGGGGCUCUGUUAGCCCCUUUAGCUAUUUCAACACCAGUUAACAAGCAGCCAUGUUUACAGUUUUUAUGGAUCACUAUGACCUGUUUGAAGAAACUGGGAACCUCUCAGUCUGCAAAAUCACCAUCUCAGCAGAGCAGCAUUUUUUGCAAGCGGGCAAAUUUGACUCCAAACGGCACUAGCAUUGAGGACCCCAGGAAGAGGAGUGCUGGCAUUGCCAUAGUUAAUCCUAAAUAAAACAAACAAAUGUAAGCUACUCUACGUGCAGUUAUAGGCUGCAAUGGUGCACGGAAUCACACAAGGGCUGUAUUUUGUUGCCCAUUGUGUAAUGGAGAUUUUUAAUUGGUGUUGUAAUAAAAAAAAAAUUUAAAAAAGUGUUGUGAUAUAGAUGAAUUAUAUAAUUUAAAAUGUUGGCUAUGGAAAUAGUCUCUUUUAAAUACAAAAAUAAACUUAAUUGAUAAUUAAUUGGAGGUGCUUUUACACUUAUGUCAAAGUUGAAUUGUUUGAAGGCAGAAUUUGCACAGGAAGAGCCUUUUGCAAACAUGUGUCAUUUUGACCACUGUGGCACUGUUUAGGCCUCUGCAUUACCAGUUUUCAAAAUGUAGAUUUGGAGUUGAUGGCUACAUCAAAACAAUCAAUA
Messenger RNA from Syngnathus typhle (broad-nosed pipefish), 3020 nucleotides. RefSeq names its product DnaJ heat shock protein family (Hsp40) member B5 (gene dnajb5). The transcript has 5 exons. Lineage: Eukaryota; Metazoa; Chordata; Actinopteri; Syngnathiformes; Syngnathidae. Gene Ontology annotation, biological process: negative regulation of transcription by RNA polymerase II. The coding region runs from base 284 to 1387 and encodes 367 amino acids. The record is from RefSeq and is a predicted model, not a curated record. Gene Ontology annotation, molecular function: protein-folding chaperone binding. Gene Ontology annotation, cellular component: cytosol.